AGCAUUUGAUCCUAAAGAAGCAGUGAAGAUUCUUGAGAUGCUUGACAAAAAGGAUAUUACAGCAACGAAAAGGAUCUUGGAAAGAUUAAGGCAAACAGACCCUGAUUCAGCCGUGGAAGAUGCAACUUUUGUGAAACUUAUUUUAGAAGCUGGUCUGUCUCAUCAUCUGGAAUCUCAGACUUAUACACUGCUGAUGCAACAGUUGGCGGAAUUCAAAUUGUCUCAGGAAUUUUAUGAACUUCUACGAGUUAUGAAGGAGUACGAGGUACCACUCACUUUUCAUCAGUACAGGCCGAUGUUACGGAUUAUGGCUUUUGAUGGAAAAGCAGAGGCAGCACAAUUUUGCUUCGAUAAGCUCAAGGAAGAAACUGAGCCAAGCGGUCUUGAUUACUGUCGGUUGAUUGAGGCUUAUGGCAGAUGUCCCGAUAAAGGCAUACGCGGAGGAUUAACAGACGAGAAAGCAAUAAAGAAGAUCAAGGAUUUGUACGGGGAACUCUCUUUCAAAGCGGUGAAAUUGACGAAGUUUGCCAAGGGUGUUGUUUACACCGCUUUCCUGAGAUCGGGUGAUGUAGAGCAAGCAGAGGAAAUCAAAUCUAUUCAUGGUGAGGGGUACCCCGUGUUCCUUGUUACAAAUGAAUUUAUGAAAGCAUAUGCAGAACGCGGAGAUGUGAAAAAAACGCUGGAGUACUUUGAAAGGGUAAAGGAAAUAUCCACAAAAAAAGAUCUGCCUCCAUUUGUCUACAAUCAACUCGUGUAUUGCUACAGACUUCAUGGUGAUACAGAUUCUCAGAUGAAGGUGCUGGCAGAAAUGGAGGAAAAGGGAGUGCGAAAACUUCCGAAAACCUUCUCCUCGGUUAUGUUCUCUUUCUGCCAGAAGGGUGAUGUCAAGUCUGCAUUAGAAAUAUUUGGACAGGCCAAGGAAGAGGGUCCUUUUGUUUCACAGGGCAGUGCACUGAGGCUGUUAAACACCAUGGCCAAAACGGGUCAAACAGAAAAAUUUGAUAGUGUUUUGGAAGACUGUCUUCACCAUUCUGUGAAAGCAGUUGAAAUUCCCACCGAAGCCCGAGAAAUGAUCAGAGGCCUAGUAUUUGCUUGCGUGCAUGCUGGAAAGACGGAUCUUGCCUUGAAACUCAUGCUGGAAAAUGAUGUGUUCCUGAAUGCAAACACACUUUUGAAACCUGCGAGAUCCGCCGGCUGGAAAGGAGAGGUGCAAGCUCUGUUGAACGCCAUAGAAUUUUUGAAGGAAAACAACGUCAGCCCCAAAGAGAUGUAUUUUCAUCUGAUAAGGGCUCAUGACUUCCACCGUGACUCGGACGCUAUCAAGGCAGUGUACAAUGAGGUGGUUGAAGAAGGAAUGGAGAUGAAUGCACAUUUCCAUGAGAUGUAUAAUCAUAUUAUGAUCAAAUAUUCUGAGAGAUUACCUUCCAGUGAAUAUAAUCAAACAGCGUCAGCCACCCAGACUGAAAUUGAUGUG
Pocillopora verrucosa is the source of this 1474-nucleotide messenger RNA. The record is from RefSeq and is a predicted model, not a curated record. Lineage: Eukaryota; Metazoa; Cnidaria; Anthozoa; Scleractinia; Pocilloporidae.